CUUAUUUCCAGACUGACGUAACUCGAUUUUUCGAAAAUAUGGAGUGUUUGGUAUCAUUUUUUUCUGCUCGUCGAGCUCUAGAUGAUGAGACUAUAAGUGUCCCUAUAGAACGUCUAUAAAUGUGUUUAAUUUCAGUUCCAUACUGACGCAUGUCGGGUUUCUGGCUUUCAGUUGAUUUCCAGGGUGACGUUAAAAAUCAACCAAUCGCGUUGUUUUAUUUGGUCGCCAUCUUGGAUUUAGAGCAAUGGCUGUGUUAGAUUUGUGCAGUGACAACAAGUGGAUUUUUUUUAGAAAAACUAGUCGUGCUAGUUGUAUUGUACAAAUAUGCUGAAUUUCGAUGUGCUUUCAGAUGAACUAAUACUGCAUGUUUUCAUAUACAUUGACCUACAACACCUUCUCCAGUCUGUAAAUAGUCAUAAGAUCAACGAUGUGAUAAAGAAGCACUCAAAAAUGUAUGAGCUACAUGAGGAACACUGUCAAAAUAUCCUGAAAAACCCUCUUAAGAUAAACAUGUACAGAAAGAUAUUUAAUACAGAAUAUAACAUUGGUUUUCAUAUCCCCAAGAAAGAUAGAUGUGACUUAUGUGAGGAAAUAAAAGUAGCUAAUUCAGAAAACCAGACCAGUAACGAAUUACUUGAAAAGUAUAAUAAACAUAGCAAUGAUAAAGUUUUGACCAAGAAUGAAAGAGAUAAAGACAGAAGGAAUGACAGAGAGGACAUGGUGGUUGUGUCUUUUGAUUUAGAAAAUGUAAUUCUUCUGCCAAAGUCAUAUGUAAGCAAUUUUUUCUAUAAACGGAAAUUAUCUACCUACAAUCUCACAGCACAUUCUUCCAAAGAUGGAUGAACUUAUAACUGCAUUUGGUAUGAAGCUAUUAGUGGUAGAGGAGCAAACGAUAUUGCCAGUGCAGUGGUUACAAUCCUCAAAGAUAUUAAACGUGUUCACCCUGAAAUUUCUUCAUUCAUAUUGUGGUCUGAUGCAUGUGUUCCUCAGAACAAGAACUCUGUUAUGUCGUUUGCACUCAAGAGAUUCAUGGAGGACUAUAAUAUUGAGUCAAUUGUACAAAAAAUUUGACUGUCCUGGCCACUCGAGUGUACAAGAAGUUGAUAAUAUCCACAGUAAUAUCGAGAGGAUAACAAGAUAUGCAGAGAUUUACAGUCCCAUCGCAUUGAUAAGAGACCUGAAAUCAAUGCGACGUAGAAGGUCAGUACGCAUUAUCCAAAUGCAAAAGCACAAUUUCAUGGAUUAUCAGAAAUGUAUUAUGCCGUUAAAAUUCAACGAAAUUCCUUUCACCAAAGUGAAGUGUUUGAAGUACGAUAAGUGUUUGCCAUUUAACAUUGGGUACAAACUUUCGUAUAGUGCGACUGACUUCAGAACAGCCCAUAUUGAAAUUAGACAAACACGAGCACGAACCAACAAACAACCAGAAUUCUUACCAAGACCAGCACAAUCAAACAAAGUUCCAAUUAUUUCUCAAGACAAAAAGAAGGACAUAACUUGUAUGCUGAAAUACAUGCCAGAGGUCGAUAGACAAUUCUACAAAGCAUUGAAACUAGUUAAUAAUGAAUAAGUACUGGAAUGCUGCUAUUAAAGCAUCAUUUUGUGCUUUGAAAUAUGCUUUAAAAGCCAAUGUGACAGAAUGUUUUGCGUUUGACUUGUUGCUAAGACUUUUUCUGAAAAUUUGUGUCUUUUAGUUGUUACCAGUUUGGUAUGUUUGUGAUUGAC
This is a messenger RNA of Mercenaria mercenaria, 1722 nucleotides long. RefSeq lists its product as uncharacterized. The coding region runs from base 836 to 1567 and encodes 243 amino acids. The record is from RefSeq and is a predicted model, not a curated record. Lineage: Eukaryota; Metazoa; Mollusca; Bivalvia; Venerida; Veneridae. The transcript has 2 exons.